Molecule: messenger RNA, 724 nt
Organism: Quercus lobata
Lineage: Eukaryota; Viridiplantae; Streptophyta; Magnoliopsida; Fagales; Fagaceae
Product: late embryogenesis abundant protein 2-like
Exons: 2
Coding region: 123-476 (117 amino acids)
Cellular component (GO): nucleus
Source: RefSeq, a predicted model, not a curated record
CUCUCUUCUCAUCACUGCAAGAAAGAUUUUCUGAUACAACAAUCACUCAACACUUUUUAUCAGUUCUCAGAAAUAAGCAUCAACUUCAGCUAAAUAGCAAUCACUACUUUUCGUAGAAGAAAAUGGAGAAGACCAACCAGACAGUGGGCCAAUUAGGGGAUAAGGCUAGAGAGGGAAAGGACAAGGCCUAUGAGACGGCCGAGGCUGCCAAAGAGAAGACCUCAAGCGCAGCCCAAUCAGCCAAAGAAAAGGCCUCCCAAACUGCCGAGGCCGCGAAGGAGAAGACCUCGGAGACGGCCCAAGCGGCCCGCGGGAAAUCCGAGGCCGGCAAGGUGGAGACCGGUGGGAUAAUCCAGAAGACUGGGGAUCAAGUGAAGAGCAUGGCCCAAGGUGCACAGAACAUGGCCCAAGGUGCACUAGAUGCUGUGAAGCACACUGCUGGCAUUGGCACAGAAGAUGGGAAUGCAAAGAAAUGAAAGAAUACUAACUCCCCUCACCCCAAAGAGGGGUAUUAAAAGGACUAGAUUGGGGAGGUAGUGUUGGUAAUAAGACCUUGUUGCCACUUUGUUUAUGGUUCUGUGAUUUCAGUGUUUAUUUUGUUGUUGGGCAUGCUUUUUAAUCAUGUCCUAGUCCCUUUCCUUUUCAGAGGCAAGGGGUGUUUCUAUUUGGGUUUUUAAUGUAAUUUUAAAUUAAAAGAAAUGAAAUUAUGCAUUAUUGGUUUUCA